GCUGGGAUUAGUCAAUAGAUGAUUGCACACCACGUGGUUUAAACUAUUUCUGGAUUUGUGAAGCCACAUCAGGAUCCAAGUCAUCUUGCUUCGCCGGUCAACUCUUCGUUCGCAUACACCAUUAAGGGAUCCAAGCAAUCUUGGUUCACGGGUCAACUCUUCGUCCCGGACGCCAUUACUGGGUAAAAUCCUGUUGAUUAGGAUACUUCAUUCGGCUAUAAGUAGUUAAGUACCCAAGUAGUGUCUUGAGUUCGUCGUCCUGAGGAAGAUGACUGACCUUGCGGCGCCGAUGAAUAUGAAUAUGAAGAGGAAGGAUGUUGAGGUGGUGGCCGGCCAUGGCUUCUCCAUCUUCCUUGAUCCUAAUAGGAUCAAACUACAGCUGCUGCCUCCAUAUGGCAUGGAUGGCAUGAUUCUCGACAUGAUGGAAGAUGACGAUCCACCGGCACGUGCUCUAACUCCUACUGCUAGUGCACCAACCAUUGUCCAUGACAAGGUGAACAUUGUAUCUGGGGGCAAAUCUUCAGAGCCAUCACUCAAGUUCAGUGAAGAACAGGAUACUGCUGCAGCGACACCGAUGGACGUCGAGGCAGAAGCCCAGCAACACCAGCCAUGCCGGAAUGCUCCUUUCUUUUCGGGUUUCUUCUGAUUUCCCGAGUGGCACUCUACUGAAUUACUAAACAGUAUAACAGGGCGAGCUGGGAGCCUUCACAAAGCUUUGGCGUUGCUAGCCGUACGAUCGCCUGCCUGGAUAUCUCUUGGGCUGUUGCUCCACGGAACUAUCUACUUCACCUGUGGUUGAUUGGGCCUGGAUUGUUUCUUGGGCCGGUGGACUAGCUUAAGCAGACAAAGUGUAUAUGAAACACAAACGUAAGUAGCUGUUUCCUAAAUUUUGCUAAAAAAAGUUGUUUCUCAAAUAAAAAAUUACGUAGCUGCGUGUGAGCGGGGCAUUAUCUUCUGCCUUUGAUAGUAAUGUUGAGGCUCACAAUCUUGUGAAAGUCGUGUCUUCUUUGUGGGCGGGCCAUCUUGUCUGGCUAACAUCUCCACCAUCUAUUAUCUGUACUAGCCAAAGGGCCCGUGCGUUGCAACGGGAGAAAGA
Molecule: messenger RNA, 1096 nt
Organism: Triticum dicoccoides
Lineage: Eukaryota; Viridiplantae; Streptophyta; Magnoliopsida; Poales; Poaceae
Exons: 3
Coding region: 269-646 (125 amino acids)
Source: RefSeq, a predicted model, not a curated record